Rotaria sordida is the source of this 1788-nucleotide messenger RNA. The record is from the annotation of a GenBank genome assembly. NCBI's taxonomy places the organism in Eukaryota, Metazoa, Rotifera, Eurotatoria, Philodinida, Philodinidae.
AUGUUACUUAUUCUAUUCACUCUUCUUUGUCAAACAUUUCUGAAUCAAGGCACUAUUCUUAAUUGUGAUUUUGAAACAAAUUGUAAUGAUUUUGCUUUGUAUGGUUAUUGGGCUAUAACCGAUGGUUAUCAUCCUCAACCUAUCGAUCAUGAUCAUACAUUAAAUAUACAGGCUGGUCAUUAUGUUUUCUACAAUCCAAGUCCUGGUACAAGAGGGUUCGAAAUUAGAACACAGAAUUGGUUACAACCUUCAACUGAUCGACCGUUAUGCUUCCGAGUAUGGUAUUAUUCUUCUCAGAUAAAUUUUCUAUUUAGUGUUCAAGUUAUACAAGGUGAGGGAGUAGAACUGAUACGUACACUCGCUUCAGUUUUCGAUAAGAAUGUUUCAACUGUUGAUUGGACAUUAAUCGAUGUAAAAUUACCAAAUGAAAAAAUCAAAAUAUCUAUUCAAACAAAUUUGACACAGAAACACUUAGCAUUUGAUGAUAUUUCUGUAGAUUAUUGUGAUGGUCCACGACCUUCACCUCCUAAAGUUUUAUUUACUUGUGAUUUCGAAUCAUCGUGUUCAAACAAUUUUAUUUCAUUACCUAAAUAUCCAUAUGAAUGGUUAAUAUCAAAUGUGAGUGACGCUAAAAGAAUUGAAUUCUUUGCUCCAUCUGCUGAUUAUACAUUUGGAAAUGAAUCAGGACAUUAUGCAUUUGUACCGGUUUCCAAAACAAUCGAUAAUGGUAAAGUUGGUUAUCUACAUUUACAAAAACAAUUACAAGUAACAUCUCAAGAAUCUUACUGUUUAAAUUUUCAAUAUUAUGCUUAUCCAUCAAGUGAUAGAAGUUAUUUGAAAAUUUAUUCAUGGGCUUCAGAUGAAUCUAAAGCAAUUCAAAUGUUAUGGCCUGGAGAAAGAUCAAGUUAUUACAUAGUGGGUGGUCGGUGGGCUUGGGGUAUUAUUAAUUUACCAGUUGGUAAUUAUUCACUUCUUUUUCGUGUGGAUACUGAUACUCCUUUUACAUACUCGUUUGCUCUUGAUAAUCUUGAUAUUACUUCAUGUGACUAUCCUCCUUCAUCUGUUUCAUACAAUUCUCUUCUUUCUUUCUCAUGCAAUUUUGAUGAUUUGACAAUGUGUGAUAUGAUUAACGAUGAAAAGACUUCUACAUUUAAUUUUACGAUAUUUAUUGGUCAAACAAUACCUGAUCAACAACUUGGUCCAGCUCGAGAUCAUACAAAUAAUUCAACAUUUGGUGGUUUUCUUUACUGGUAUCAACAUUUGCCAGUCAAUACAACCGAUAGAGGUCGUGUAUAUUUGUCAAAAACAAUUGAGCAAAAUACUGGUAUGUGUAUUAAAUUUGCUUAUUAUGUCAAAUCAAAACUAGCUAAUAAGAAUACAACAGUAAUUCGUCUAUCUGGUGAUGGAUAUUCUAGUACAGGAUUAUGGUAUCGAUCAUUAGAUGAUAGUCAAGGAUGGCAGGUAGCUCUUGUACCUUUAAACAAAGUUGCUAAUGCAAUAACAUUCUAUUUUGAUGUUUAUCGACUCGAACCAGUAUUAACAGCUGUUGCUUUCGAUGAUAUUGAAAUUGACCAAUGUAGUUCUCUCAUACCAACUACUACUAGUACAUCGACAACUACUACAACCACAUCAACAAUUCCUACAAGUACAUCAACAAGUAUUAUAAUUAUAUCAACAUCUACUUCGACUACAACACCUCGAAAUAAUGCUCCUCAACUAUUAUCUUUAAAUGUAUACAAUUUGAUAAUUCAUUAUAUUCUCUUUCAAAGUUUUCGACAAUUCUUUUAA